AUGAAUUUAUUUGUUGUUCCUUCAACAUAUCCUGAAAUCCAUAAAACAGAUUGUAUGUAUUGUCCUGUAUCUAUUGGGACGCAAAACAAUGACAAAUUAUAUAUUUGUUUAAUGGAUGGACAAAGUUUUUGUGAAGAAUGUCUUCAUAUUCAUCAAGAAGUUAGUGGGCAUCAAUUAUAUUUAGUCAUUCAUGAAAUACAAGAAAAAGAAGAAGGGGAUUUCUUUAAAGAAAAGAAAAAAGAAUAUUGGAUUGAAAAAGAAGAAGAAAAUAAAGAAAGAAUCAAUAUAGAAAGUCUUGAAGAAGGAAAAAUAAAAGAUUAUAUUAAAUAUAUUAUUGGAAGUAUAGGGGUUGAAAAAAAAGUUAGUGAAAGUGAAAAUAGUAGAACAAGAAUAUAUACCGAAAAUAUUCAACAAAUUGCAAGAAGUAAAAAGUUAGAUUUAAAUAAUAUUCAAUGUGAAGAAGAAGGAUGUGAUAUUAAAGACAAUCUUUGGUUAAAUUUAAUUGAUGGAAGUGUAUAUUGUGGGAGAGAACAAAUGAUGGUUAAAGGACAUUCACAUGCAUUAAAACAUUAUGAAAAGACAAAAAGACCAUUAGUUGUAAAGAUAGGAACAAUUAGUAGUGAUGGGACAGCAGAUAUGUAUGACUAUAGUAAGGAUGAAGAUGUUAGAGAUCCAUUAUUAAAAGAACAUUUAGGAUUUUAUGGAAUAGAUAUUAGUAAGUUAAGUAAGACACAACUAAGUUUAGAUGAAAUUGCAAAAGAAGCAGCAUUAAAGAUGGAAAGAGAAAGAAUUGAAGAAAUAGGGGUAGAACAUAAAUUAUGUUAUGGUCCAUACAAAACAGGGAUUAGAAAUAGUGGAAAUACAUGUUAUGCAGCAGCAGGUGUUCAAAUGAUCUUUGGAAUUACUGAAGUAAGAAAUAAAUUGAAUAAAGAAUAUCAAAAUUUAAUUAGAAAGAAUUGGAAAGGAAUUGAAUAUCAUAUGACAACUCAAAUGGCUAAAUUAGCACAAGGAUUUAUUUCAGGAAAAUGUUCAGAAGAAGAAGAAAAUACAGGAAGUCAAGUUGGAAUGAGUAUUAUUGGAUUAAAACAAGGAUUAGGUCAUUAUUAUCAGAUGUAUAAAACAAAUGAACAACAAGACAGUAGUGAAUUUGUUCUUCAUUUAAUUGAUAGGAUGGAACAAGAAGGAUUUAAAGAAAUUGAAGAAAAUUUAGAAGUAAUAAUACGAAAUGAAAUUAAAGGAGAAGGAAUGAGUGUUAAUACAACUAGAGAAAAAAUAAUAGAAAUGGGACUUGAUGUUCCAUAUAUGGUUUUAAUAGAAAGAAAACAUAUUGAUUUACAUAUGGAAGAUAUUAUUAAAAUGUAUGGAAGUAUAACACCAAUUGAAGGGUAUCAAAAGAAUGGAAGAUAUAUUAAUGCAACUAAAAGAAUAAGAAUUGGAAAAUUUCCAAAAUAUCUUCUUAUUAAAUUAGAAAGACAAAUUGCAAUAAGUUAUGAAGAUGUAAGAAAAGUAGAUGCAGAUGUAUUUGGAAUGGAACGUAUUGAUUUAUCAAUGUUAAAAAGUAAUAAGAAAGAAGAAGAAAAGGAAGAAAAAGUUGAAAUUAAUCAAGAAAAAUUAGAGCUUCUAGUUUCAAUGGGAUUUGAUGAAACACAAGCAAAAACAGCAUUAACAAUAACAAAUAAUGAUAUAGAAGAAGCAAUAAUAAAGUUAACUAGUGGAGAAAUUAAAGAAAUAGAAGAUACCGUAACAGAUAAAUAUAGAGAAGGAAUAGCCAUGAUGAAAGACAUGGGAUUUGAUGAAGAAAUUAGUCGAAAAGCACUUGAGAAAACAAAAGGUGAUAUUGAACAAGCUAUUAUAUUUGCAGCAACAAGAGAUGAAGAAAAAGAAAAUAAGAUGGAAGAAGAAGAUAAUGAUAGAAGUGGAAAAUAUGAACUUAUUGGAUUUGUGUCACACAUUGGAGCAAAUGUUAAUUGUGGACAUUAUGUAUGUCAUAUGAAACAAGGGGAUGAAUGGAUUAUGUUUAAUGACAAUAAAGUUUAUCAAUCUCAAAAUCCACCAUUUACAAGAGGAUAUCUCUAUCUCUAUAAGUCAAUAGAAUAA
This is a messenger RNA of Entamoeba nuttalli P19, 2097 nucleotides long. Its product is annotated as ubiquitin carboxyl-terminal hydrolase 5, putative. Gene Ontology annotation, biological process: protein deubiquitination. NCBI's taxonomy places the organism in Eukaryota, Evosea, Mastigamoebida, Endamoebidae. The transcript has a single exon. The record is from RefSeq and is a predicted model, not a curated record. Bases 1 to 2097 code for a protein of 698 amino acids. Gene Ontology annotation, molecular function: cysteine-type deubiquitinase activity; protein binding; zinc ion binding.